Molecule: messenger RNA, 844 nt
Organism: Mangifera indica (mango)
Lineage: Eukaryota; Viridiplantae; Streptophyta; Magnoliopsida; Sapindales; Anacardiaceae
Product: zinc finger protein GIS2-like
Exons: 1
Coding region: 189-731 (180 amino acids)
Biological process (GO): trichome morphogenesis; gibberellic acid mediated signaling pathway; cytokinin-activated signaling pathway
Cellular component (GO): nucleus
Molecular function (GO): DNA-binding transcription factor activity; transcription cis-regulatory region binding
Source: RefSeq, a predicted model, not a curated record
UAGAAAAUUAUGGGGAUCCAUAACUAUUCACUGCUCAUUGACAUUGACUAGGCUGAAACGGAGGAGGGAUUAACCCAGUUCCGUAUAAAUACAUGUUGUUUUAUCCCCAACAUCACAACUACUUCUCUCGCAAAUUCAUGUUUCAGAUGGGGGAGAGAUCAAUUCCAUCUUAAAUAUUACCAGCUAUUAUGGGACCAGACAAACAUUCUGAUGAUAAACCAGCUUCAGCGCUAAAGCUAUUCGGAUUUCCAUUAACUGAGCAAGAUGAAAUUCUUGAGAAAACAGAAAAUCUUGAAGCUAGAAAGUUCCAGUGUCAUUUUUGCCGCAGGGUGUUCGCUAAUUCUCAAGCGCUAGGGGGCCAUCAAAAUGCGCACAAAAAGGAGCGUCAAAGAGCAAAAUCACGUGUCCAGUUUCGUGGUCAUGAUCAACGGCCCAUAGCAGCCGCUGCAUCACCCAUUUUCAGCUCAAAUGCAGUGAGACCGGCAACCCCCAUCUAUCAAGGACAGUUUGUUAGUACUGCUACUAAAACUGAAACACGGCCCAGUUAUUAUUAUACAUCACGCCCCUUGUUGCUUCCAUCGCCUUCUCAGCUUCCUUCUCGAAUUUACAUCGCCCAGCCUUUGCAUGUUGCGACUGCGAUGCCCUCGUUUACCGAAUUUCCUGGUAAACUGGCUGAGGGACUGGGAGACAGAGAUGUUGAUCUCCAUCUUAAACUUUCUUCCUCUGGUUGAUUUUAUGAGUUAAUUAAGAUAAAUCUAUGCAGUUACAGUAAUAAUUAUGGGCUUAAACGUGUACACGAAUUACCCUGGAAUCUUGACAAAGCCAAAAAAGGUUUCCAGCUAAA